AUUGAGAUGGAUUAGCAUUUACUAACCACUUCUUGUAGUGAUGAAGAUGAAGAAAACAACAACUUGAAAUAAGUCUAACUUGUUGUGUUCCCCAAAAGGUUUCUUAAUCCCCUUACAACCUUUAGAAUGAAUGGAGUAAUAUUCCUUUUUUAACUAAUUAACUAGGAUUUUCAUCUCUAUUCUGAUGCCAAAAAUAUUGUCUUCAAUAAUAAUCUUAAAUUGGGAGUUAGCAGCCAAAAUCCAUACAAAAAGGUCUCUAAGGUUUUGAUCGACAGAGGAAGACUGGUCAUUUAGUACACCCAAUUAGAUUUUUCGAUAACUCCAUGGGAAUAUGUUGUAAAAAAGUUGGAUAGUUAUGGCGACGCAGAUAUUCAUUAACUGAGUCGAUACAUUUAAAAAUACAAUGAAUCUCUUAAAGACGGGCUUCAACAAGUGUAAGGGUCAUUCGAAGUAUGUUUAAAAUCAUAACACAUAAUUAGAAUCCUGUACCUAACUACAGAGCCUCAGGACUCUAUCAAUACAAAUACAUCAAAGAUCUCGACCAGCUAUUUAUCUCCCAAGUCUAGUAUGACAUCAAACUCAUCGAAGAACUUGGCUACAAUAUAUUGUCAUUCAUUGAUUCGUGUCUGAAGUAUGGAAUUCCAGAGUAAUUAUUUCAUUUCAAUUCUUUCCAGGAUCUCUCUCAAGUACGGAAGUACAAAUUAAGAAUAUUACAAAAAUAUAAUGGAAUUUGCCAAGCCAUUAGCUCAUCCAGAAUAGACCCAAGAUUAUUAUUUAUAUUCUCAUCUAUAUCCAGAGGUAUUACUAAAUCUAAACUCAAAGGGGUUGAAGACAGAGGUAGCUUUGCAAGUUGAACACUUGUCGAACUCGACCGAAGAAGAGCAACUCAUCAACUUUAAUAUUUAUUACAAUUAUUAACCACAGUAAAAUUCCAUCUAAUUCAAUACUAAUGAUAAAAAGACCAAGCAACGGAAUUGCAUUUCCCAUUACUAUUCACUUCAAGAGAAUCAAUUUCAAAGAUGUGGAUAUAAAAAAGUGAAGAUUUGAACACUUAUUAUAUCUAACGACAAUCC
Molecule: messenger RNA, 1073 nt
Organism: Paramecium octaurelia
Lineage: Eukaryota; Ciliophora; Oligohymenophorea; Peniculida; Parameciidae
Source: the annotation of a GenBank genome assembly